This is a messenger RNA of Pomacea canaliculata, 4082 nucleotides long. Its product is annotated as disintegrin and metalloproteinase domain-containing protein 10 homolog. Gene Ontology annotation, cellular component: plasma membrane. The transcript has 7 exons. Bases 874 to 3825 code for a protein of 983 amino acids. Gene Ontology annotation, molecular function: metalloendopeptidase activity. Gene Ontology annotation, biological process: Notch signaling pathway; membrane protein ectodomain proteolysis. The record is from RefSeq and is a predicted model, not a curated record. NCBI's taxonomy places the organism in Eukaryota, Metazoa, Mollusca, Gastropoda, Architaenioglossa, Ampullariidae.
AGGGAAUUAAUUUUUGUGCGUGACACAUGGAUCCACAGACGUGAUAGAUCUAACAGAUGUGAGGAAAAUACCGGAGCGACAACAAGACAAUGAGUACACCAGCAUGAUGAGCAAAUUGUUACUGUGCUCGGUAACAUUAUUUUUGUUUUUCUUGAGCUUCGAUGGAAAAAGCGAGUCAGCAGCUCUCCUUCCCAAUACUGUCGCUUUGAGCAUUGCAGACGAUCCACCGGAACAUUGUGUGCACACACCGCCUACACUGACACGGAAAGUUUGGGAAAGAAAAACGUGUCUGUCUGUUUUUCGGCGGUCAAAGAACGUACGAACCAAACCCAGAUGAACUGGCGUCGCAUGACAGUAACUUUCGAGCAAGAGGUCUUGAGCGUUACCAUCAACCUUCGGCGUGUCCCAGUCUUUGCAGCGGGCGCCAUAUUUCAAAUGGCUGGAGGAGCAACAAUGUCUGUCUAUAGUUUGAUAAGAGAUCUUUUUCCUGAGCUUUUCGUGUCCUACUUUAACGGGUUUGGAAGCUCAGCUGGGAUUUUGAACAACUCCGUCCUUUUUACUGGCCAGAUCAACGACAGGUUAUUUGAAGGGACAAAUUAUUUAUCACAAUACCGGCGCUCGCCACUCCCUGCAGUGCUCUCACAACACCACCCCAGUCUCAGACUUCCAUUUGCUAGAUCGCUGCAUUCAGUGUCAGGCGUUUAUGCCGUCAUUAGGCCAGAGUUUAAGCUCUCCUCUAGGCUGGAGAACUGUCAGUAGUCCGGCAUGUAAAAAACGACUCCGUCGAGGCAGCCAACGCGGCGCUCCUGGGUAGAGGGGUCGAUCCACACGAAAACGCCUUCAGAAUCCUCCGAAAGGCAUCCAGAUAACGUCAUGGUUUCCUCGGCUGCUGAGAGCAGCUUGCCACCGAUUCCUCACUAUACCAAGAGCGACAGUGAUCUUUUGACGACUGAGGAGUUACCCGAACGCCAGCAUGAUCCUGCAGAUUCUGAAAGUGGCGUGAUUGCAAAGACAGUUAAGUCCACCCGAAGCCGCAGGAUGGCUGCGACUUCGGAAGACGCCAAGCAGAUGACAGGUGAUGCACUUUUAGACGCGGUGAAUGCAGGGAGUGAGGAAGAGAAACGUGUUGCGAUAGAGAGACUAGGUACAGCAAGCGGAUCAUCGUCUAUACAUCAUGUACUGAAAAGGAGCAACGGAAGCAGAGCAACUAGAAGCAUUAACCCCUUAGCUGCUGGGAGCAGUGAGUCAGCCACAGACAGGGACUUUUCCCAGCGCGAUGAUACUGCAAGAAGUGAACCGCCAUCGAAGACUGUUGUCUCCACAAUACCUUUGGUCAGUGACGGCAGUAGUAAUAUCGUGCAAGGCAUUACACCUUCCGCAAAGGUGCGCAUGCGCAGCCAUGGUCAGACGGACACGAGGCGAAGCGAACGGAGGUGGGGAUCGAGAAAAACGCGGUCCGCCGAGAACGGGGGUACCUUAAAGGAUUCGAUGCAGACAACUAGCUGCUCGCUGCACCUGGUGGCGGACCAUCUGUUCUUCUCGGAGAUCGGGGGUAGCAGCCCGGCCAAGACCGUCAACCUGAUGCUGGCCAUCGUCAUGGGGGCCGAUGCGCUCUUCCGCUCCACAGACUUCAACGGCGACGGGCUGAGUGACAGCAUAGGCUUCCUGGUGAAGAACAUCACUAUCAUUCGUUCGCCGGACACUGCCUUUUACAGCUACUCGCGCAGCAACAGCAACGCCUUUCAGUACCUCAAGAGCUUCUCCACGGCCGACUUCAGUGACGUGUGCCUGGGCGUGGCCUUCACUGCCAUCGAUUUCGAGCGCGGGGUGGUGGGGCUAGCUUGGUAUGCAUCGUCUACCACGGUAGGGCUGGGCAAAGGAGGCAUUUGUGCACAGCGCGUGCGCUUACCAAAUGAGAAAGCGGAGUUCAGCUUCAACACCGCCAUAGUAACUUUCAUCAACCAUGGCACCACAGUUUCCAUGGAACGAGCCAUCCUUACCGUAGCGCAUGAAUUCGGCCAUUGCUUCGGUAGCAGCCACGAUGACGACACCAAAGGUCGGCGUUUGAAAAACUCGGGCUGCAGUCAAAGCCUCGAAACUGGGUCAUACCUGAUGCAGCGUUACCGCCCAGCACAGUACCAUCCGAAUAGCUACCUCUUCUCACCCUGCUCAGUGCGUCAGAUUUAUCCUGUAAUCGUGCGAAAGGGCUCCUGUCUCAUCCGGUAUGCCGGUCCGUCUUGCGGCAAUGGAGUCCUAGAGGAGGGCGAGGAGUGUGAUUGCGGCAUGACGGCCAGCGCCUGUCAGUUCAGCGACCCUUGCUGCACCCCAGCUGAUGCCCCUCCCUCCAGCGCAGACCGUCCGUGUACCUUCAGACGCUCAGAGGGCAUGCAGUGUUCCCCCGUCAUCUUCUCCUGUUGCUCUGCCUCCUGCAGGUACAUAACGGAAGCCGAGCAGGUGGUGUGUCGGGAGGAGAGUGACUGCUACAGUAGAUCGACGUGCGACGGUAGCGGGCCACGCUGCCCCUCUCCCACGCUCAAGCCGGACGGAUGGCCAUGCCACGGCAAUGUCCGCACUUGUGUGGGCGGCAGGUGCCAAGAUUCGCCAUGCCGCAGGUCGGGUUUACACGACUGUUUUUGCUCGGACCUAGCAGAUGACCAGUGCAAGUUGUGCUGCCGCGAAGCGCCAGGCUUGCCGUGUCGUGCAGCACGCGCCUUCAACAUCGUAGACAGCACGGGCCAAGACAUCCUUCUUCUAGACGGCGAUGCCUGCCUCGACUACAGAGGUGUCUGCAGCAGCAGCAGCAGCAGCGGCAAUGGCGACGCAUCCGUCGGGCGGAAGUGCGUCACGGACGACGCGCCAGAACAAAGCUUGGCGGCGCUGCUGGGCUCGUUCGAGCCGGACGGGCCGGCGGCCAGACGGUCUACGUGGGUGUACAGCUCCUUCAUCUUUGUCCUGCCCGUCAGCAUGUUUGUGGUGGCGCUGCGCCUGAAGUGGACGUCCAAACUGACGCAAUACGCUGAUCGACUGAAGGGAAGUGCGGCCAGGAGUAGACAAAUGCGCAGUCUCGAGGCUGCCGCACACAGGCAGUCUCAUCUUUUCCGGCAAGAGGUUUGCAAAAUCAACGCCAUGUGCCAGGUGAUCUACACUGGCCACCACUACCCAAGCCUUAUGGGUGCCUCCACUCACAAGCCUCCUCGGCCGAUCUGGAAUCACGCUGGCAUGGACCACGUCAUAUUUGUGAAUCAGUCGCAACAUCUGGCGAGAGCUCCGAGUCCGCAACACUACCUUCGUGGAAUGGAAGAGUGUCCAUGGUAUAUUGACUAUCGGAGAGACGGUGCUGCUGACGAAAAGUUACCACAGUCAGUUGAAUCAAUCCGGGCUGCGAGCGGCGCUAGUCGAGACGGGGACAUCUUUUACCUUAGAGAAACGGAUUUUAGAACAAGACAGGCCAUUUUUCACUCCUGCUUAUCUGGGACGGGCUCCGAAAACGAACAGUUGAGUGAGAUCUUCAGCCUGGAGAGGGGGAAACCUGCGGGAGAAGUCGCAAACACAUCACGAGAGACACCGACGCCAACUCUCCGCCAAUCGCAGCUCACUGCGCUCACCCAUGUGAGCCACGUUCAAGAGGAGAUCGAACGUAUGACGUCACUAAAGACUCUCUCAAGGCCCGACAUCGAGAAACAUGGUGUAGAACAGUUUAGUCCUGGAACGCUGUCCCAGGCUUCCCAGGACGGCCCACAAUUUUCGAUCUCCGAGAGUAGCACGGCAAGCUGCUCGGUUGGCCUGGCUUCUGGCUCUCUGUCUUCAAACGGCAGCGAAACCUAAGACACAGCAACCUUCUUCAAAGAUUUUCAUCGACCAACACGUCCCAGAAAUGCUCAACAUACCGGUUUAUCCCUUUCACAGGAAGAAUCAAUGUAACGGUUGUUUUUGUCAAGGUUCAAGAUUGGUCUAAAGGUUUUACUUUACUGCAAGUGGAUAAAGUCUUAUGAAUCCCACUUAUCGUUUGGCUUGUGGCGUUAAUUUAACGGCAUCCGAUUAGUUAUUUUUCAGGAUAAAACGAACAUUUACUUUUUUUUUUU